Hemibagrus wyckioides is the source of this 4336-nucleotide messenger RNA. RefSeq names its product four and a half LIM domains 1a (gene fhl1a). Lineage: Eukaryota; Metazoa; Chordata; Actinopteri; Siluriformes; Bagridae. Gene Ontology annotation, biological process: muscle organ development. The record is from RefSeq and is a predicted model, not a curated record. The transcript has 6 exons. Gene Ontology annotation, molecular function: transmembrane transporter binding. The coding region runs from base 96 to 1145 and encodes 349 amino acids.
GACUUUGCUUUUCUGUUUUAAAUUACUGGAGCUAUUUGUCUUUUCUCCCCUGCUGAGGUGGAGGUUGUAAAUUCCUGGCUGAAGUCAUUGUUAUUAUGUACAUAGCCUUUGGAUCUCAUCCCGGGUUUUUUUUUUUCUCCCUCACUCUCUUCCCGAACACGAGCUUUUUAAGCGCAGCGCGAGACACAAACCGUUACAGCGCGCGCAGGCUGGGCAUCAGUGGCUACCGUGAGAGAAAACAACUGCCUCAUUUACAUAGCCUUACAUUUUUUGGCCCACGUAGCUAUCUCAGCUCCAUCAUGACUGAGCGCUUCAACUGCUUCUACUGCAGAGAUGACCUGCAUGGCAAAAAGUACAUCAUGAAGGAUGAGAAGCAUGUGUGUGUGCGCUGCUUUGACAAGCUGUGUGCCAACACCUGUGCAGAAUGCCGUCGACCUAUAGGAGCUGAUGCUAAGGAGCUGACCCAUAAGAACCGCCACUGGCAUGAGGACUGCUUCCGCUGUGCCAAGUGCUACAAGCCGCUGGCCAACGAGCCUUUUGCAGCUAAAGACGAUGGCAAGAUCAUGUGUGGGAAGUGUGGUGCCCGUGAGGACUCACCCCGCUGCCAGGGCUGCUACAAAGUCAUCAUGCCUGGCUCUCAAAAUGUGGAGUACAAGCAUAAAGUGUGGCAUGAGGAAUGCUUCAUCUGCUUUGAGUGCAAGCAGCCAAUCCGUUCUCAGAGUUUCCUGACCAAGGGGGACGAAUUCUACUGCGGUGCUUGCCAUGAGAAGAAGUUUGCCAAGAAUUGUGCCCGCUGCAAGGAGCCCAUCUCCUCUGGUGGGAUCAGCUAUCAGGAUAAACCCUGGCACUCUGAAUGCUUUGUGUGUAAGACCUGCAAGAAGCCACUGGCUGGUGCUCGCUUCACUGCUCAUGAGGAUGAUUUCUACUGCGUGGACUGCUACAAGACCUCCGUGGCCAAGAAGUGCUCUGGAUGUCAAAAUCCUAUUACUGGUUUUGGCAGAGGGACUAACGUGGUGAACUAUGAGCACCACACUUGGCACGAGUACUGCUUUAACUGUAAGAAGUGCUCCCUGUCCCUGGCUCACAAGCGCUUCGUCAUGCAUGAGGAGAACAUCUACUGCCCUGACUGUGCCAAAAAGCUGUGAGGCUGCAGAUGCUCUUUCCAGAUUUCGUUUUAAGGAACGGUUUCCACCUUAUACUGGUGGCAACUGUAAUUCAUUAUUAGUGCUUGUGUUCUGCUCCUCUACAUGGUGAUUCAAUAAUCAAACACAUCUAUCUAAAGCAAAAAAACAAAAAAAACAAAACAAAAAAAAGUGACCUCACAAAUACGAUGGUUUUAGUGAUGAGGUGCAGCACAGAUUGAAGCAGGCAGGAUUUUUCUUGGUAGAAUAUAGUGAGUGGUGUGCAAUCAGUGUAAUAAAAUCUCCAGUCAGUUAUCCAUUUCUUCAGAGCAGUACAUGAGCGGCUCUGGCGAGUUGCAAUACUGAAAUAAUAUUUUAGACUCGAUUUAAAAAAUAGGAAACCAUGCAAGGCUUUACUGGAAGAUUUCUUCUCAUGAAGCUUUAAGGCAAACUGUUUCAUGUCGCUUUGUGGAAAUGUAUUUUUUGUCUGUUUAACGUUAUUAACACACCUGAGUACUAUGCUUUUGGAAUUCUGCUGUGACACAUUUAACAUGAAUCCUUUGGCAUGCAACAAUAUUAGUAUAUACUUUAUUCAUGGCAUUUUGGGUGAAGGAACAAUGAAUCUGAACAAUAAAUUUCAAGCUUCAACUAAAGCCUUCAUUUAUGAAGGAUGAAAGCACAAAUAUCUUACAGUUGGUAUGAACAACAUUAAAAACAUUUCCUUAUUUUAUCUAGCAAAACUUUAUUUGAACAGUUUAUAGCUUUUUCCAGUAUAUUUUGGGUAAAUUUACAACUAUAAUUUUCAAGAUACACAAUAUUGCAUCCUAUGUAGGGCCCUGGUCAAGUAAAAUGAUUGUCAUGGCCAGUGAAAGCACAUCAUGUAACAUUUAGGUUGUAACAUAUGAAAAUAAAUAUGUCUCUCACCCUAUUUCUAAGGCACCAUUCUAUCCUAUCACCAUGAUGAGCACUGUAAGCUAGAGAACAAGCUCUGAAACCCAAAGCACUCAAGGGUUUACAGGGUCCUGGAUGAAAGAAGCAGCAACUGCAAUGAUGUGACCCUGUCUGAGUGACCAUGCCGACUUCCUGCAAAAGCAGCACACACCAAAAAACACACACGGAGAUGCUUGUGCAGCAGCCACUGCAAGACUCUAAGCACUUUGGGGUGUCUAACAUUUUUGUAAACCACGUGGUAGGGAGGGACUGCGGAAAGGCUAAAAUAAACAAAAAGGGUUCUGCAGCCCAGCGCUCCCUUACACGCCAAGCACAUGCUUAUUAGUUUUUUUUUUUUUUUUUUUUGCCUGAGUGGAAUUCCAGUGUAAUGCCACAGGAAUUCUAGACAGUGUUUGGGUCUCAACCUGACAAUUUUAAUUCUAGGGUGUCCCUUAUCCUGGAGGAAAAAAAAUGGCAAUUAAUUAAACUGAGCAACAAAACAUGGUUUUCAAGUAAAUGAUCCAUGCCUAUAAGAGAAAGAGUGGUGUUAGGAGAGGAAUGAUACUAAUUAGUUCAUUAGUAAAUGACCACUAUUUUAAAUAAUGAAAUGCCCUGUGCUCAGUGGCCCAAAUCAUUUCUGAGUAAAAUAGUGUAUACAAAAAGCCCACACUUGCCCAAAAUAGACUAUGGACCCAUAACAGUCUCUACUCAACACUUCAAGCAUUUGAGGUUCAAGCUUUUCCUUACACCUACUCACAACAGUGCUAUGAAAUGGACAGGAACUCAAACAGCAUUUCUACUAGCUAUGAGCCCUGAGCACAAUUCAUCUGGAUCCACUACCAGGAUUUCCAAUCUUUUAACCUGUAAACAAGGUCCAUAUCCUUCGUUUUUGUGCAGUCACACCAAGACAAUCAUGUUUGAAUCAACCUGACAACAAUGCCAAAUCAUAUUUUACCCAAAAUAACUUGCAAUAACAACCCCCUGCAACGUUCAUAUUCCUCAUCCUUUCAUUCCCCGGAGGGACAGGGCCAGGCUCUAUCAUGUUCUACAUCAGAUACUGUUGAGUAGCAGCAGAAAAAAAAAAUGCACCAGAGAGGAACCAACCAAAAUACACUUCCCUUCCCCAAGCCUUAGAAUAACAGCUGAAUACUGAUCAUGUUCAUAAUACUUACAGAAGUAGGAAUAUAAUUUUAAAUAUUACCUAUAUGAGAUCGAUUUUACAAGACAUAAAACUGGCUGAGCCAGGGAUUAAGGAUUUUAAAACGUCAGAGGAACAGAAAGGUAGACUUUAAAACCCUUAAGGACCUGACAGAACUAUGAGCCUGAGGGAAUGUGGGAACACUAACAAUUAUUCAAGCUUUGAAACCAGACCAGAGAAUCCCUCCUGCCUAGCACCCUAUAAGGAACAACAUGCACCUACACAGCUCGUUUCAAUGUGCAGAUAUUUAAAACUUACAGUAAUUUCUGUGUGCUAGAAUUACAUACUGGAGUAAGAAACAGAUUCACUCUGACAUUCAAAGAUGUACAUUAGUUUUGGGAUGCUCUUACAUUAGACUCGUGUGAAUAUCUAACCAUGUUUACACUUAGAAAUGUAGAAAUAUAUGUAGAAGAAAACGUCCACAUUCUGCAACAGCCACAAGCCUAAGACGUACAACUUUAAACAACCUUCAUUCAACAAGUUACAAAUGUUUCCAAGAUUUCACCUUCAUCCUUUAAAGACUAAAGCAAUUUGAAAAGAUUUUGUCUGAGCUUGAAAUUCAGCACUUUAACCAGAUCCUAUUGUCAUCUUUUUAUGAAAUACCUUGACCAAGCUUGCUAGGGUUAAAAAGUUUAUACAAUGCUUCACAGCAGGAGGGAGGACAAUUAGCAGCCUGUUGGCCUGCGUCAUCACAUUAGAUUGGGCAGGAAGCUGGAAAAUGCAGGUAAAGCGCUACAUGCAUCAGUGUAACUUUAAGGAAGCGCUGCCAAGGCUCUCUACAGACUCAUAAGCAGAAAAGGCCUGGAUAACUGUCAUAUAGUUGAGCAGAACUCAGUUCACAAACAUUUUUAAACCAGUGUGUGAGACAGCUGGAAGUCUGCCUCCUCUGAACUCAACAGCUUUACUUCACAUUAAUUGCUCACUUCUGCUUAGGUCCACUGACAGCCUGGGAUCAUUGAAAUACCUAACUCUACACCGAAAUACAAAUAUGAAAAAUUCAACAAAAUGAAUAAAGAAAGGGACAAGUCAUAGAAGAAUAAAUUACAAAAGACUCAACAUAAAAAAAAGAUCAAAAUAACAAUAAUAA